Molecule: messenger RNA, 1439 nt
Organism: Oryza sativa Japonica Group (Japanese rice)
Lineage: Eukaryota; Viridiplantae; Streptophyta; Magnoliopsida; Poales; Poaceae
Product: protein SRC2
Biological process (GO): defense response
Source: RefSeq, a predicted model, not a curated record
CUCAAAAAUCCCCCAACAACGGGAGUCGUCGAAUUCGGAUACAAAUCUGAUCAGUUCGAUUUCGAUCGAAUUUCACCCAAAGUCCACACAAACUUUCGAUUCGAUUUCUCCGAUCUCGCAGCGGUGGCGGCCAUGGCGCAGAGGACGCUGGAGCUGACGCUGAUCUCGGCCAAGGAUCUCAAGGACGUGAACCUCCUCUCCAAGAUGGAGGUCUACGCCGUCGUCUCGCUCUCCGGCGACCGCCGCUCGCGGCAGCGGAUCGCCACCGACCGCGCCGGUGGCCGCAACCCGGCGUGGAACGCCGCCCCGCUCCGGUUCACCGUCCCGGCCUCCGGCGCGGGUUCCCUCCACGUCCUCCUCCGCGCCGAGCGCGCCCUCGGCGACCGCGACGUCGGCGAGGUCCACAUCCCCCUCUCGGAGCUCCUCUCCGGCGCCCCCGACGGCGCCGUCCCCGCCAAGUUCGUCUCCUACCAGGUCCGCAAGAUCUCCUCCGGGAAGCCACAGGGCGUCCUCAAUUUCUCCUACAAGAUCGGCGAGGUAACCCAAUCCGGCUCCUACCCUGGUGCCUCUCCUCCGGUCGCGUACGGCCAAGCUCCACCGGCGCCAGCUUACCCGCCCUCCGCCGCCGCCGCCGCGGCCUACCCGCCCCAAUCCACCUACCCACCACCGACCGCCUACCCAACGGCAGCGAAGGCCGAUGGGUCAGCCGCCGCGGCCUACCCACCCCAGUCCGCCUACCCACCACCGGGCAAGGGAAACGAGCCAUCGACGGCUUACCCACCUCCCGCCGGCUACCCGCCGGCGACCGGAAGUAGUAAGCCGGCGAAGGCGGGUGAGCCGGUGACGGCGUACCCAGCCGCCGCGGGGCCGAGCACCGCCGCGCCAUACGGCACGGCGCCACCGCCGCAGUACGGCUACGGGUACCCGGCCCAGCCGCCGCCGCCGCAAGCCGGCUACGGCUACCCACCCCCGCCGCCGCAAGCCGGCUACGGCGGCGGCUACGGCUACCCGCCGCAGGCUGGGUACGGCGGCUACCAGCAGCAGGCCGUGAAGCCGGCGAAGAAGAACAACUUCGGGAUGGGACUCGGAGCCGGGCUGCUCGGCGGCGCGCUCGGCGGCCUCCUCAUCGGAGACGCCAUCUCCGACGCGUCGGCGUAUGACGCCGGCUACGACGCAGGGUUCGACGACGGCGGUGGCUUCGAUUUCUAGAUGACACAGAUCGAUGCAAUGGGUGAUCUUCGUAUAAUCUCGUAUUGGUUUUUGUUUUGAAUUUUGUUUACUGCCAGGACCAAAUUAUGGAUGAUGUAAAUAGGAGUUUAAUUGACACCAUAUAUAUGUGGUGAAGCUAUGUGAUGGAGUACAAAUAUGAGUCAACUGUUGUUUUUUUUGUUUUUGUUUUUUUGAAUGAAUUAAGCGCCUAAUCGGAAUCUUUCAUGACC